UGGCCUUGUAGUCCGGGGAAUGACUUUCUGCACGGACCGCACGCAAGCGCUCGCCGGAAGCGUCUAGGGGGCGAACUAAGCAAAGAUGGCCGCGCUGACAGUUCCCAGGCUGUCUCGGCUCUGGCUGCAGACUGCUCGACCUCUGCCUGUUGCAGCCCUCCACACUCGUGUCUGGCAGGCGGCCACAGACGGCGACAAUGCCACCAGUGCUUUACCGAUCAGACAGAAGAGCAGCGCUGUCAGUGCAGCACAGCCAUCAGCAGUGAGCAGCAAGGGCGAGUUUGUCGUCACAAAGCUCGAUGACCUAAUGAACUGGGCAAGAAGGAGCUCCCUGUGGCCCAUGACCUUUGGGCUGGCAUGUUGUGCCGUGGAGAUGAUGCACAUGGCUGCCCCACGCUACGACAUGGAUCGGUUUGGUGUUGUUUUCCGUGCUAGCCCUAGGCAGGCAGAUGUCAUGAUUGUGGCUGGGACUCUCACCAAUAAGAUGGCACCUGCCCUAAGAAAGGUUUAUGAUCAGAUGCCAGAGCCACGUUAUGUAGUCUCCAUGGGCAGCUGUGCUAAUGGAGGAGGCUACUACCAUUACUCAUAUUCCGUAGUGCGAGGCUGUGACAGAAUUGUUCCCGUUGAUAUCUAUGUUCCAGGCUGCCCUCCUACUGCUGAAGCUCUCUUAUACGGUAUCCUGCAGCUGCAAAAGAAGAUCAAGAGAGAAAAGAAGAUCCGGACCUGGUAUCGGAAAUAAGCGUGUUGUGUUAGUUAUUUAUACGUAGAAAUGCACAGUCUGGCCUCUUUGUGCAAACACGGAUGUGCUGCUGUCAAUCUGAUCCUGUCGAUAUAUGAGCAGAUUUUGCCUCUGUCUGACUGGCUUAUCUUCCAACCUGUGCUUUAAAGAACAUUAAAAAGGACUGUAACCUUA
Bufo gargarizans (Asiatic toad) is the source of this 913-nucleotide messenger RNA. It is a transcript of the gene NDUFS7, whose product is annotated as NADH:ubiquinone oxidoreductase core subunit S7. The transcript has 8 exons. The record is from RefSeq and is a predicted model, not a curated record. Gene Ontology annotation, biological process: mitochondrial respiratory chain complex I assembly; aerobic respiration; electron transport coupled proton transport. Lineage: Eukaryota; Metazoa; Chordata; Amphibia; Anura; Bufonidae. Gene Ontology annotation, molecular function: quinone binding; 4 iron, 4 sulfur cluster binding; NADH dehydrogenase (ubiquinone) activity. The coding region runs from base 86 to 739 and encodes 217 amino acids.